Topomyia yanbarensis is the source of this 2622-nucleotide messenger RNA. It is a transcript of the gene ENGase, whose product is annotated as cytosolic endo-beta-N-acetylglucosaminidase. NCBI's taxonomy places the organism in Eukaryota, Metazoa, Arthropoda, Insecta, Diptera, Culicidae. Gene Ontology annotation, biological process: protein deglycosylation. The record is from RefSeq and is a predicted model, not a curated record. Gene Ontology annotation, molecular function: mannosyl-glycoprotein endo-beta-N-acetylglucosaminidase activity. The coding region runs from base 470 to 2275 and encodes 601 amino acids. Gene Ontology annotation, cellular component: cytoplasm. The transcript has 3 exons.
ACUCAGUAAAUUGCAAUUCCCUUUCGACGUCAAAACAGAGGAAGCAUAUAAUUCAUUCAGGGCCAGUUCUGAUAAGAAAUUCUGUCCGCUCUUGGGGGUGAUGAAGGAAGAAAUGUAUGUUACAUGUUUUUUUUUCCAUAUCUGCCCAUGCGGCCGUAGUAACGUACUUUGCAUUUUUUGUAAUCAGCCCUUCUUCGUACCGUCCAACAACGACGAAACAUUUACUGUUAUUUUGAUCAAGUGCGAGUACCCGGAAUGCAUCUCUGUUUACGGCCGUCACCUUCGAAAUGCAUCCCGCGCAAUCUGCCGAGAAUGCAAUCAGGGGCGAUAGCAUGAUCGAGCUGCUACAAGUCUGAUUCAGUUGACCCAGUCCCGUGCCGAAGCGAGCAUCACUAAAUAUUGUUGCCUUUCUGUUUCUUUUAUCUGCCAUUCUGUUGGACUUGGGUGUGUCCGCACAUCACACCGAUGAAUGAUGUCCCGCCAUUCCUAUAACAACAAUCGGUUGCGCCUACAAGAAGGAUACGUGUGCCAGCCGAUAAACACGAUCGAAGACCUGUUGAAAUUCGAGCAGCAUCCCGUCAGCUGGCGGAAUCUAGUGCUACCGAUUACACCGCGAUCUAAGUCGCGAUAUCUUGGAGAGCGCUACCAGGAAAUUGAUUUCAAUGCAGGGAUCAUCGAUUUCGUUGAUGACCUCCAGAGGCCGCAGGUUUUGCUGUGCCACGAUUUUAAGGGAAACUAUCUGACGGAUCGGUUCAUCAACGGAACAACCGGUGAGGAAUGGGUGCACUACCGGUUCUAUAACUGGGCGGCGGUGGAUGUUUUUUGCUACUUUAGUCAUAACUUCGUUACCAUUCCGACUCUUCAAUGGUUGAAUUGUGCCCAUAAAAAUGGAGUUAAGGUAAUUGGGACGUUUAUCAUCGAAGGGGGAAAUGUUACGCUGCUGAAGGAGAUUCUACGAACGGAGGAAAUGCUCCAAAAGGUCGCAGAUGCGUUGGUGAUCGUUGCAAGGAUUUGUCAGUUUCAGGGCUGGCUACUGAACAUCGAAUGCACGUUGGCCGAGAACGAGAUUACUCCGCUGAAAGAUUUUGUCGCUUAUCUCACAAAGAAGUCGCACGAGCAGAUCCCGGGCAGCAUGAUCAUUUGGUAUGAUGCGAUAACAGAAAAGGGUUUGCUCAGUUGGCAGAACGAACUGAACAGUCAGAAUCAAGGAUUUUUUGCGGCUUGUGAUGGAAUUUUUCUUAACUACACUUGGUCCCAGCAUCACCUCGAGCGAUCGGAGAAUUUUAUACGGAACUAUUAUCCGGAGAGGAAGCUAGACGUUUACGUUGGGAUCGAUGUGUUCGGUCGAGGACAGAAAGCCAAGCUUGACACUCACGCUACGCUGGCGUCUAUCAUGGCUUUUAAGUUUUCCGUGGCGAUCUUCGCCCCUGGGUGGACGUUCGAAUCGUUGGAAGAAUCGAUGCAACGAGAUCAGCUUGACCAGGAUAGUAGUAAUCUUCGUUUUUUGAAGUUAAACGAUUGCUUCUGGAAUAUGCUGUGGCGGUAUUUUUUUGUACGUGGUCCUAGAGAACUGCCGUUCUAUACCUCGUUCUGUCUUGGUUCUGGAAAGAUACGGAACCGGCUGGGUAAACUACAGGCGCAAUCGUGGUUUAACCUAUCCCGACAGGGAUUCCAACCGAGCAUUCCUUACACACCGCCGAGGGAACACGAGCAGGAUCAGGUCGGACCGGUUUAUUGGACGCACAAUUUCGAAACGGCUCUGGAUGGAGGAUCCUGCGUCAAAAUGGAAGAAGUUCAUCCGAACAGCCGACUGUUUGCGUGUGAUUUUUCGUGCGGCUCAGAUUUGAUAGUGGCAUACGCGUUUCAGCGUAACAGUGCACUCAGCGCGGAUGUAAAUUUAUUGCUAAAGGCCUACAAUGCUCGGUAUCACGAUUCGCUGAAGAUCGUUUGCGGUGCGGAAGAUUGUCACAUCAGCGAGCGGAGCAAUGAAAUGAAGGCUAUCCCGCUGGACGCCGAAAACUGCCGGAUGCUGCUGGAGUUGAAGGCCAACGUGAAGCUACCGGUGACGGCCAGUAUCAACGGGUGGGAGAUAAGAUACUACUACCUCUCGUUCGAGGCCAUCCGGCAACCGAUGGCGAUCGUGGACAUAGGCAUCGAGAUUCGAAAAGAUGACCCGAAAGACUACGUUCUACUCGGAGCCAUUUCGCUGCAGGCUGGCUUUCCAGCGAGUCGCGAUCGCAUCACGAAACGAUCGUUUGUAGCAUUCGAUGUUUGAGCAUGAUCCUACUAUCGUAUCAUAAACAAGUAUAUUGCCGGCGAUCAUAGGUAAGAUGGAGUAUGCUUCGGUGCGAUGAAAUACAGGGGGGACCGGUUCUUGUGCACUGUCGCAAACAGUGCCAACCAACAAACAGAGGACGAGCAGGCGAUUCAGGAAGGCCAACUGGAAGCAACUCUCGAAGUGGUUUCAGGUUAGUGUCUGUCGUUUUUCUUCUUUUAUCGCAAUUAAAGUUCAAUCAUGAUGUUAUUAGCUGCAAUUUACACUAGUGCCUAGGAAAAAGCGAUCUUAUUUCUAUGAGUAUUGUUUUGUACAUGCCAUAUUAUUAAACUCGUAUCAAAUUUAAA